Messenger RNA from Plodia interpunctella (Indianmeal moth), 1336 nucleotides. RefSeq lists its product as uncharacterized. Bases 716 to 1318 code for a protein of 200 amino acids. The transcript is spliced from 4 exons. The record is from RefSeq and is a predicted model, not a curated record. Lineage: Eukaryota; Metazoa; Arthropoda; Insecta; Lepidoptera; Pyralidae.
UGCCAUCGAAUGAGGUUGAUUCACACAUCUUAGAGACCAGUAGCUAACAUACUAAAACGUAGCACGUCACUAACGACAUGCCGUCUCUUUUUCCCAUAUCGUGUAAAAAAGAGAGAACGUGUGGCCGCAAUGACGUGUUUUAUGUUUCAUGGUAGCCCCAAGUGUCGCGUACAGUGGCGAAACAAUAAAAUGAAUGACAUCUGCUAAAUAAAUAUGAACGAAUAUUUUUUUGUCUUUCAAUUACGCUUUUACCGGCUUAUCUGAAUUUUAUGGUUGAAGUUCAUAUUUAAUUUAUUUAUUUAUUUACAAAACCAAACCAUAAUAUACGAAUGCCUACCACGUAACAUAACAAACGCGUAACACGUUACUAAUGUCCAAAUGCUGUCUCAUUUUUUCAUUUCUGUGUAAUAAAGAAUGUGUGGACGUCUCCACUGGAGUCCGCACUACAAGAAGUAAGUCAAGAACACUAGAAAGUAUUAAAAAUGUUUACUUGACGUUGGCAAAAACAUCGCUUGGACGGAUGAUGUAUAAGUUUUGAGAAUUAAAAAGUGAAGUAACGUCAGAUAUAAAAAAGAUAUUUAACAAAAGACUUGGCUGUAUGGGCUAGAAACCUUUGCCUCCUCAAUGAAACGAGGGAAUUAACAAAAAAAAAUUAUGAUUAUUACAUCAAAUUUGUAACAUUUUUAAUAAUAUUUUAUUAUACAAACGUACAUAAAUGGAAAGGUUAUUAAACAGUCUACCCGAUGUCAGGAUGUGCUGUUUUGUAUUACCAUUAAAAAUUGGAUGCAUCAUCAUCGCAGUAUGGUAUCUUUUGGUCGGAACAGUGGUGGGUCAACACGUAUUGAUAAGAAAUGAUUUUUUGUCGUUCGAUUGGGCGUUGGUCACUUCGAAAUAUACGUGUUUUGAGAAUAUAGACAAAUCCGACUGCCCCCAAAAUCUACUUAUGAAGACCGCAGCCAAAAUUAUCAUUCUAGUAAUAGAUUUUUCACUGCGAGCCGCGAGUGCUUUAUUACUUGUCGGAAUUUUGAUUAACAUGGUAAAAAGUGCUACAAUAUUUUUAUAUGUGUACGUUAUCACAAGAACCAUAGAUUUUGUAAUCCUGUUGACAAUGAUGUGUCUCUCGGUGGCUGGGAGUUGCACUAACACAGGUUUAAGCAAGUUUAACUGUAUGGUUACGUCUCUUAUUGUUAUUGUCGUGUGCGUUUACGUCGUUAUAGUGAUAAAGAGCUACAGAUCAAUCUGGCUGCCGCCGCACAGCGCGCGCGUGCCUCACUUAAUCAGCGCGCACUCCGCCUCGCUCGCGGAAACUAAGAAAUAAACUUAUCUAUGGAUUGUU